GUUUUUAUUAAACACAUCUUGCAGUCUUAUAGUGCCAUUAUUCUGUCACUUAUCCAGUUUAACCAGUCCUACUACUGUGGUAUGGACUAUCUUGUACAUAUGUUAUGAUUUCCCCAGAUCUAAAUGUUGUCUUUUUGGCAGCACUGUUUUUAAGGAGUGAAUGACUGUUUCUUUGGUGGCACCUUGACUCUGAAAGCAAAUACAGAUAGAAAAUCUAAAUUCUGAAAAUGAAUUGACCUUCAUUUUCUGAUCUGUUUAUCUCCAGCAGUGUUAGCAUAGCCCAUGUAACAAGUGGUGCAGGCGUUUGAGAACCACUGUUGUUUACUUCUUAUCCAGCCUUGGGUCAUCAUUCCUUCAGAGCAGACUGCCUGGCUCCCCCGACCUCAUGCAGCCCCUCUGGUUACACAUUUCAGUGGAUUCCUCCACUCUUCCAUGGCAGUGCUUCUCAGCUUUGCAAUGAAAUACUUCCUGCAUGUAAUGAUUUGUUUAAUGUCUGCCCCCUUCACUAGGCUCUAGACUUCAUGAAGGACAGAACUAAUGUCUAGCUUCUUGUGAAGAAGAAAUAUCUUGAAAUAUUUUUUUCAGCAUAGGGUACCUGACACGUGGUCAGUGUUUGAUGAAUGUUGGAAGGAAUGAUUGCAUCAAUGGAAGGAGUUUAUGUCUGUGUGUAAAAUUGUGUUUGUCAAGUUGUGCAGUGUCUGGCACACAGCUGACAUGUAACAGAAGCAGUAACUAUUGUUGAUACCUUGAUCAGAAUCAUGCGGUGGCCAUUAAUAAACUAGCUUAUGUGAUUUUACGGUACUUAUAUCUAUUUGCCUUUCAUUUUAAGGUGAAAAUUGACUUGCAAGUAACCAUGCCUCACAGCUACCCCUAUGUAGCGUUGCAGAUGUUUGCACGGUCACCAGAACUUGAUAGACAGCAGCAGCUGCUUCUCAACAGAGGCCUCACUUCUUACAUCGGGACUUUUGAUCCAGGGGAGCUCUGUGUGUGUGCGGCCAUCCAGUGGUUGCAGGACAACAGCACCUCCUACUUCCUGAACAGAAAGCUCGUGGAUGAACCAUCGACACAAGCAAAACCAGUCAAGAACACCUUCCUCCGAAUGUGGAUCUACAGCCACCAUAUAUAUCAGCAGGACCUCCGGAAAAAGAUCCUGGAGGUCGGGAAAAGGUUGGACGUGACAGGAUUUUGCAUGACGGGAAAGCCAGGGAUAAUCUGUGUGGAGGGCUUCAAAGAGCACUGUGAGGGAUUCUGGCACACAAUCAGGUACCCCAACUGGAAGCACAUUUCCUGUAAGCAUGUGGAGAGUAUUGAAACAGAAGGAGACGGGCAAGACCUGCGCCUUUUCCAUUCUUUUGAAGAAUUACUCCUUGAGGCCCACGGUGACUACGGCUUGAGGAAUGACUAUCACAUGAAUCUGGGCCAGUUCUUGGAAUUUCUCAAAAAACACAAAAGUGAGCAUGUUUUCCAGAUAUUAUUCGGUAUCGAAAGCAAAAGUUCUGACUCCUAGGAAGCUAUGAAGAGGCCUCUGUGAAGAGGCCUACAUAACUAAGCUCACUAAGUUAUAUUUCUAUUAAUAAGAGCAAAAUAAAAGGACCAGUAGCUGGUUAGCAUCGUUGGUGGGGAACCUAGCUCCAGUAUU
This is a messenger RNA of Odocoileus virginianus texanus, 1639 nucleotides long. Lineage: Eukaryota; Metazoa; Chordata; Mammalia; Artiodactyla; Cervidae. The record is from RefSeq and is a predicted model, not a curated record.